GCGGCGGCGCGCCCGGGGGUGGGUGGCUGAGGCGGCGGCGGGCCCAAGGCGUGAGGCGCCGCCCGGGUGUGCCCGCGGCGCAGGAGGCGGCGGAGCGCAGAGCGGGCGAGCGCGAAAAAUCACUACCAAUAUAAUGGAUUUUAUAUAUCAGAUUGCUUUAUUCUGGAUAUCAUGGUAACAAUACAGAAAGUAUACAUAAUUUCCCAUUUCUGCAAGUAGUCAUGACUGCUGAAGAAAGAAAAACUUAAAGCUACGGCAGAAUUAUUUUAUGGAAAUUCUGAUUUUGUUUUUAAUUUUUGAUAACUUUUUACUAAAGGUAUGAACACACAAAGAGCUUAUUUUGUUAGGCAAAUACACAUUAAUAAGAAUGCCUAGAAGAGGACUGAUUCUUCACACCCGGACCCACUGGUUGCUGUUGGGCCUUGCUUUGCUCUGCAGUUUGGUAUUAUUUAUGUACCUCCUGGAAUGUGCCCCCCAGACUGAUGGAAAUGCAUCUCUUCCUGGUGUUGUUGGGGAAAAUUAUGGUAAAGAGUAUUAUCAAGCCCUCCUACAGGAACAAGAAGAACAUUAUCAGACCAGGGCAACCAGUCUGAAACGCCAAAUUGCCCAACUAAAACAAGAAUUACAAGAAAUGAGUGAGAAGAUGAGGUCACUGCAAGAAAGAAGGAAUGUAGGGGCUAAUGGCAUAGGCUAUCAGAGCAACAAAGAGCAAGCACCUAGUGAUCUUUUAGAGUUUCUUCAUUCCCAAAUUGACAAAGCUGAAGUUAGCAUAGGGGCCAAACUACCCAGUGAGUAUGGGGUCAUUCCCUUUGAAAGUUUUACCUUAAUGAAAGUAUUUCAAUUGGAAAUGGGUCUCACUCGCCAUCCUGAAGAAAAGCCAGUUAGAAAAGACAAACGAGAUGAAUUGGUGGAAGUUAUUGAAGCGGGCUUGGAGGUCAUUAAUAAUCCUGAUGAAGAUAAUGAACAAGAAGAUGAGGAGGGUCCCCUUGGAGAGAAACUGAUAUUUAAUGAAAAUGACUUCGUAGAAGGUUAUUAUCGCACUGAGAGAGAUAAGGGCACGCAGUAUGAACUCUUUUUUAAGAAAGCAGACCUUACGGAAUAUAGACAUGUGACCCUCUUCCGCCCUUUUGGACCUCUCAUGAAAGUGAAGAGUGAGAUGAUUGACAUCACUAGAUCAAUUAUUAAUAUCAUUGUGCCACUUGCUGAAAGAACUGAAGCAUUUGUACAAUUUAUGCAGAACUUCAGGGAUGUUUGUAUUCAUCAAGACAAGAAGAUUCAUCUCACAGUGGUGUAUUUUGGUAAAGAAGGACUGUCUAAAGUCAAGUCUAUCCUAGAAUCUGUCACAAGAUUGGCUUCUUCCACAUGGUGAGGGAUAUGACUGUUGGCGGCUCUGGGCUCACAUCUUCUCAGCUUUGCCAUCAGAGAGGAAAGAGCUUUCUCCCAGCUCCAGUUGAGAAAAUCCCAGGGAAGGACAUUUUGCCCACUCUUGAGCCAAUCACUAUGGCCAGUGAGUCUAAUUUUCACAAUUACACCUUGGUCUCAUUGAAUGAAGAAUUUAAUCGUGGACGAGGACUAAAUGUGGGUGCCCGAGCUUGGGACAAGGGAGAGGUCUUGAUGUUUUUCUGUGAUGUUGAUAUCUAUUUCUCAGCCGAAUUCCUUAACAGCUGCCGGUUAAAUGCUGAGCCAGGUAAGAAGGUGUUUUACCCUGUGGUGUUCAGUCUUUACAAUCCUGCCAUUGUUUAUGCCAACCAGGAAGUGCCACCACCUGUGGAGCAGCAGCUGGUUCACAAAAAGGAUUCUGGCUUUUGGCGAGAUUUUGGCUUUGGAAUGACUUGUCAGUAUCGUUCAGAUUUCCUGACCAUUGGUGGAUUUGACAUGGAAGUGAAAGGCUGGGGUGGAGAAGAUGUUCAUCUUUAUCGAAAAUACUUACAUGGUGACCUCAUUGUGAUUCGGACUCCGGUUCCUGGUCUUUUCCACCUCUGGCAUGAAAAGCGCUGUGCUGAUGAGCUGACCCCCGAGCAGUACCGCAUGUGCAUCCAGUCUAAAGCCAUGAAUGAGGCCUCUCACUCCCACCUGGGAAUGCUGGUCUUCAGGGAGGAAAUAGAGACGCAUCUUCAUAAACAGGCAUACAGGACAAACAGUGAAGCUGUUGGUUGAAAUCAUAAUUAAUGCGUUACUGUAUGAACCACAAACCAGCACUAUUUAUUUAGCCUUACUUCUACUUCCAGAUGCAGUGCCUCUUUUGGAGAAGACAUGUUUAUUUUUCAUGUUCUUUCUGACAUUACUUUAGCAAUUCAACUUGAUGUGAGAAGAAAAAACAAAUGUUUCAACACAAAAUCUCUGUUUUGUGAGAAUACUGCACUAUGGAAUAAUUGACAAAUUGAAAUCUCAUAUUUGUCCCAAAAGUUGUUUUGAGUUAGUUCUACCUGGUGCCCAUGUUCUGAUUGUGUGUGGGAUUGCAUGGUGUCCUGAUUGCAUCUAGGUGGAGCGGAUGGAAUGUGCUGGGCCACUGUUGGGUGGAGAGCAGCACAUUCUUACAGAGGAGAUGGAGCGUUAUGAGCAUAGUAUGUGGAUAGGUAUCUUCACCUGCCCGCCCCUGAGUCAGCCUCCUUGACUUGAUAGCUUGAAGAAUCCUUUUCCACUGAAAUAGAGGAUAAUUAAUUGACACAUCUGAAAUCCCCAAUCAAUCAAUCAAGAGAAAGGUAGAACUAAAAACUCCUUAACUUACUGUUGCUUACACCCCUGAAAGUCUGUUUUUAAGCAAAUGGGUAAUAGUAGAAAAUAGGUUAGAAUCUAUGGCUUGAUUAAAAAUAUAAUGUUAUUACAUUAUCAUGUUCAGGAUUAGGAUUAGUAGUCAGUUGCUGUAAACUAUUUUGAACAAACAGAAAAGAACACAGAAACAUUUUUAACAGAGCAUUUAAUUAUGUUGGAGUACAGGAUCCUAGCUCUGUCUGGGAACAUUAGUUUAUGUGAGCCAGCUCUAUCAGGGUCUUCCCAUGGUGGUUCAGAAUAGAUGAGCAUAGCAUGGUUUUGUUUGUUUUUGCUUUCAAUUUUCUAAUUUGGCAUGGAUCCAUAUGUAUUUACUAUCCUUUUUCUAAUAUAUUAAUAUAUGCUACAUUUGUAUUUGCAUUACUAUAAUACUUUGAAUUGAAAAAGAGUUUCAUUGUGGAGAGAAAAAGCAAAUGGUAUGCCACAAGAUCACUCUGAUUUGAGAAAAGGGAGGAGGGGAAGAUAGUCUGAAUGGAAAUCUGAAAUACGGAAUGUUUUAGAGAAAUAUGUCACUUGCAUAUAGAAUGUUUUAAUUGAGGUAUAAAUUAAUGAGACAAAGUGAAGAAGAAAUUAUAUUCAGAUAGGACUGCACUACAUUAUUUGUCACACAUGGAUCUGUUACCAUCAGGUCAAUUCCUAGUAUGCAUAAAUUUUUUAACCCUUUUAAAAGAGACCUAUGUUGAAAACCCCUGAAAAUUCACUGAAGAAAAAUCAUUACUCUUUUUCUCAGUAAAUCAUAUCAUCUGAAAUAUUACAAAUUUCAAAUUUCUAGGUGCUAUAUUAAUUCAAUAUUACAAUAACUCUUACCUAAUUAUUCUUACAAGUUUUAAGUUGUGGUAGUUUAGUGAUUUUUUUUAAAAGAUGUGUGAAAUGUUCUCUGCAAAAUAAUUCAGGCCACUGUCUCCUUUUAUAUAUUAUUAUAAUUAUUUAUUAUGAAGACCAGUGAAUUACGAUAUUUAAAGUGAGAGAACUUAAUUAUUUGCAAAGGUAAGUUACAGCUUCUAUUUUGAGAGAAUCAAAUGAGUUUACUUUUGUUCCUGUUGUUUUUAACUAGCUUUAAGUUUAAAGAUGGAAGCUAAGCAAUGGAAAUGCUAUACGUUUUUGACAUUUAUUAAAUGGUACCAAUAAAGUAUUUUAUUACCAAAAGUUAAA
Pan troglodytes (chimpanzee) is the source of this 3921-nucleotide messenger RNA. It is a transcript of the gene CSGALNACT2, whose product is annotated as chondroitin sulfate N-acetylgalactosaminyltransferase 2. Gene Ontology annotation, cellular component: Golgi cisterna membrane. The coding region runs from base 1363 to 2157 and encodes 264 amino acids. The transcript is spliced from 9 exons. Gene Ontology annotation, molecular function: glucuronosyl-N-acetylgalactosaminyl-proteoglycan 4-beta-N-acetylgalactosaminyltransferase activity. The record is from RefSeq and is a predicted model, not a curated record. Lineage: Eukaryota; Metazoa; Chordata; Mammalia; Primates; Hominidae.